This is a messenger RNA of Brachypodium distachyon (stiff brome), 2163 nucleotides long. Its product is annotated as probable lysophospholipase BODYGUARD 3. NCBI's taxonomy places the organism in Eukaryota, Viridiplantae, Streptophyta, Magnoliopsida, Poales, Poaceae. The transcript is spliced from 3 exons. The record is from RefSeq and is a predicted model, not a curated record. The coding region runs from base 324 to 1745 and encodes 473 amino acids.
GUGCGGUGCAGAUGUGCUUGCAAACUUUCUCGGGCUGCUGGGUGAAAGACCCAACCGGAGCGGCCCCAGUUGGCCGGUGUCAGUGGUGUUAGCCCAGAGGGGGUUCACCAACCACCAACCCCUGCGCUUUAAUUCGCCCAUCAAUUCACUCACUUGUCACCGUCUCACGCGCCGCGCAGCUCAGCUGCCUCUUCUACCGCGCGCUAGCUAGAGCUUUACCACCUCUCCUCCCUUCUCUCCGGUAGCAGUACUUGACUGCCUCCCAUCAUCGCUGCCCAUCUCGAUCUCUUGGCCGGCGUCGACCGUGUGUGGCUCAAGUACAGAUGGCCGCGGCGCGGUCGGCAUUGGCGUCGGCCGGCCGUGCUCUGAACGUGGCGGUGAGCCUGGUGGUGUUCGCGCUGCUGGACGCCCUGGAGCUGCUCCUCUGCGUGGCCUACAAGGUUGCCGACUACGUGGCCGAGGGCGCGUGGCGUCCCUGCUACUGCUCCUCGUCGGCCAUGGCGGCGUCGGGGAACAGCAAGAUCGUCGUGUCGGAGCGCGGCGGGUCCAAGGUCGUCAGCUUGCUGUCCUCCACCAAGCUCCACCUCGAGGACAUCUCCGACACCCUCUACACCCGCCCCUCCGUCCUCGCUGCCGCGGCCGCCUCGUCGUCUUCGUCGUCGGCAUCCUUCCGGCGCCGGGAGAACAACGUGUCGGCGGCCGGCAAGGUCACCGUGCACUCUGCCAUCGUGCAGAUCCUGCGCGGCAAGGACGGCGCCGGGGACGGCGAGCCGUACAAGCCGUACCCCUCCCCGCGCUGGUCCGACUGCCACUGCGCCAACUGCAACCCGGCCGACUCCGACCGCCUCUUCGUCCACGUCCAGCCCCCGCAAGGCGGUGGGGUGGUGGAGGAGGACGUGCUGUUCAUCCACGGGUUCAUAUCGUCGUCGGGGUUCUGGACGGAGACGGUGCUCCCGCACGUGAGCCGGCGGCGGCGGCUGCUGGCCGUGGACCUCCUGGGGUUCGGGCGGAGCCCCAAGCCGGCGGACUCGCUGUACACGCUGCGGGAGCACGUGGAGAUGAUCGAGCGCUCCGUCAUCCAGCGCCACGGCGUCGGCUCCUUCCACAUCGUGGCGCACUCGCUGGGGUCCAUCCUGGCCCUGGCGCUCGCCGCCAAGUACCCCGCCGCCGUCCGGUCGAUCACCCUGGUCUCGCCGCCCUACUUCCCGCCGCCGGCGCCGGGGGAGACGGGGGAGGUGGCGGCGUGGGGGAGCUCGCAGAGGGUGCUCCGGGCGGUGGCGCCGAGGAGGGUGUGGCCGGCGAUCGCGUUCGGGGCGUCGGUGGCGUGCUGGUACGAGCACCUCAGCCGCACCGUCAGCAUCGUGCUCUGCAAGCACCACAGGCUCUGGGAGCUCGCCUUCCGCGUCUUCACCUUGUACAGGGUCAGGACAUACCUGAUGGACGGCUUCUUCUGCCACACCCACAUCGCCUCCUGGCACACCCUCCACAACAUCAUCUGCGGCAGCGCCAGCAAGAUCGACCAGUGCCUGGAGGUUGUCCGGGACCAGCUCACCUGCGGCGUCACCAUCUACCACGGCGGGGACGACGAGCUCCUUCCCGUGUCCUGCAGCUACGCGGUGCAGUCCAGGAUCCCGCGCGCCGUCGUUAAGGUCGUCGACGGCAGGGACCACGUCACCAUCGUUGUCCGACGCCAGAAGGAGCUCGCCAGGGAGCUGGAGGAGAUCUGGGACACCAAACGGCCCUGAGACACUUUCAGAUCAAAUCAGAUCAUCGGUGUGCAAUUCUUAGGGUGAAGAGCAGGAUCAGGGGUGUGGGAAUGGCACCUCGGAUUAACAAGCAAAAUCUGUGUCUUUGGUCGAGGAAGAAGGCUCAAGGCUGCAUGCAUGUUUGCGGCGAACAACCACAUUUGCGAAUGCGGCAGAAAGCACAAGGGGGGCAAGCAAGCAAGGUCUUGAGAAAUGUGAAGAAGAUUACCUUGAAUCUUGGUUUAUUUAACCUAUUUUUUCUUCUUCUCGAGUUUUCACAUUGAAGGCUGAGAAAAAAUCUUGCCUGCUGGUACUGUGUAUAAUUACGUGAUAAGUCAUGGGUCAUUCCGGUUGUAAUCUUGUUGAAACAGAGCUUGACAUGAUCAUAUCCGUUAAGUUCGUAGCCAGUGUGCUCCUA